AUGAUACCACUACACCAGCGGCGCGCCUGGUGAGCUAUGGCUCUCUGUGUCCUUCAUGAAUCCGCUCCCAGCGCCGGCCCGGGUCGUGCUCCCGGCCCGCCCAUCGCCCUCUGCCCUUCGCCGCCGCCAUGCCGGGCCUCUGCUGGCUCCUGCUGCUGCUCUCCGCGCUCUGCCCGCCCGCCCUCAGCCUCCGCCAUGGGCCCUCCAAGAUCGCCGUGGUGGGCGGCGGGAUCGGCGGCUCGGCCGCCGCGUAUUUCCUGCGGCAGAAGUUCGGCCGCAGCGUGCAGCUGCACGUGCUGGAGAAGGCAGCGGUGGGCGGCCGGCUGGACACGCUGGACGUGGAGGGGGCCAGCUACGAGUCAGGGGGGUCCGUGAUCCACCCCCUCAACCUGCACAUGAAGCAUUUUGUCAAGGAGCUGGGCCUCUCAGUCAGCUCACCCCAGGGCAGCCUCGCGGGCGUUUACAACGGGGAGGAAUUUGUGUUUGAGGAGAGCAGCUGGUCCUUCAUCAACCUCCUCAGGCUGCUGUGGCACUAUGGCCUGAACCCCCUGCGCAUGUCCAUGUGGGUGGAGGACAUCCUGGACAAGUUCAUGAGGAUCUACCGCUACCAGAUGCACGACUACGCCUUCAGCAGCAACGAGCGCCUGCUGCACGCCCUGGGAGGCGACGACUUCGCGCGCCUGCUCAACCAGAGCAUCGACGAGGCCAUGCAGAAAGCGGGCUUCUCCCAGAAAUUCAUCAACCAGGUGGUGUGCCCGGCCAUGAGGGUGAAUUACGGCCAAGGGGUCACCAUCAAUGGCUUUGUAGGUGCUGUGUCCCUGGCUGGGGCGCAGUCAGGCCUUUGGUCUGUGAAAGGGGGGAACAAACUUGUGUGCUCCGGCCUCAUCUACUCCUCCAAGGCCGAGGUUAUCCCGGGAACAGUGGUGUCCAUCGAGCCAAAAAGCAGACACAAGCGUGGCGGGGACGCGGUGAAGCUCUACGAGGUCACCUACAACACGUCCUCGGGGCUCACGGGGGACACCUACGACAUCGUCCUCAUCGCAGCCCCGCUCGGCCGCAAGAUGGCCAACAUCACCUUCCGGAACUUCGACCCUCCCGUCCCGGAAUUCCUGAAUCCCUACCACCAGACCGUCACCACCUUGGUGCACGGGCGCUUGAACACCUCCUUCUUCGGCUACCAGGACCCCCAGGCCUUUCACUUGGGGGCCAUUUUCACCACGGACAACCCCAAACUGUUCAUCAACAGCCUGAGCGUGGUGUCCCCCGUGGGGGACACGGGCGGGAAGCUGCCGUUGCCGUCGGCCGUCUGGAAGGUGUUUUCCAACGAAGAGCUCACCAAGGAGCAGCUCAAUUUGCUCUUCUCCUCCUACGACUCGGUGAAGGUGAAGCCGUGGCUGGCGUAUCCCCAGUACAGCGCCCCCGAGAAGUUUCCUCCCAUCAUCCUGCACGAGCAGCUCUACUACCUGAACGGGCUGGAGCGCGCCGCCAGCGCCAUGGAGAUGAGCGCCAUCGCUGCCCGCAACGCCGCCCUGCUCGCCUUCCACCGCUGGCACGGCCGCAGCGCCAGCGUCGACCAGGAGGACCUGCACGAGAAGCUCAAAACGGAGCUCUGACACGCCCCCAGGGCUUAAUUAGCACUAAUCAACGCUGUGCCUCGCCCCUCCAAGGAGGUGUUUUGUAGAAUCACGGAAUCCUUACAGUCGGAAGGUCUUUAAGAUCAUCGUCACCUUCAAGAUCUUCAAGAACAUCAAGACCAUCAAGAUGCUGUAAUUAACUCUAAUGAACUCCGUACUUGGUCCCUCUGUAGACGUGUUUCAUAGGAUCAUGGGAUCCUUAAGGUUGGAAGACCCUCAAGAUCAUCAAGACCUUCAGGAUCUUCAAGAUCAUCAAGAUCGUCAAGAUGCCCUAAUUAACAUUAAUGAACUCUGUGCUUCGCCCCUCCAAGGAGGUGUUUCACUGGAUCACGGGAUCCUUAAAGUUGGAAGAGCGUCAAGAACUUCAACACCAUCAAAACCUUCCAAGACUUUCAGGAUCUUCAAGACCCUCAAGGUCAUCAAGACCUUCAAGUCCAACCAUCGACCCAACCACGUUCACCACUAACGAUGUCCUCAAGAGCCAAAUCCACGCAUUGUUUGGACACUUCCCAGGGUUGAUGACUCUACCAUAGCCUAGGCUGGACAGCCCUUCCUUCCAUGACAAAAUUCCUCCCAAAUCUCAUCUUGACGUCCCCCGGUGCCACCUGGAAGCUGCCUGGCCAGCUCUGGA
Messenger RNA from Onychostruthus taczanowskii (white-rumped snowfinch), 2265 nucleotides. It is a transcript of the gene PCYOX1, whose product is annotated as prenylcysteine oxidase 1. Gene Ontology annotation, biological process: prenylated protein catabolic process; prenylcysteine catabolic process. NCBI's taxonomy places the organism in Eukaryota, Metazoa, Chordata, Aves, Passeriformes, Passeridae. Gene Ontology annotation, molecular function: prenylcysteine oxidase activity. The transcript has 6 exons. The coding region runs from base 129 to 1613 and encodes 494 amino acids. The record is from RefSeq and is a predicted model, not a curated record.